Messenger RNA from Actinia tenebrosa (Australian red waratah sea anemone), 1213 nucleotides. RefSeq lists its product as uncharacterized. The record is from RefSeq and is a predicted model, not a curated record. NCBI's taxonomy places the organism in Eukaryota, Metazoa, Cnidaria, Anthozoa, Actiniaria, Actiniidae.
UCAUGUAUCAACCUGAAAAUCUUCAACAUGGCUAAAUGAAGAAAAAUCUCAAAGUAUUCGAGAGAAAAAUGGUCUGAUCUGACUUUAUUUAUUCUACGAAACUCAUAUUAAAGUUCUACAAAGUUUAUCUUCAAAGGGGAAAAAUAAUUUAAGGUUGUUCCUCAGGGAUCUUCUCUUGGGCCUCAUGAAGACCAACAACGUUUUCUUCGUUUUUUUGUUAUCUUCCUUUUUUAUUUACUCUGAAGCAGUUGAGGUGUACAAAGUUGGUACCAAUGGAAAGCCUUCAUGGAGAGAAACGUCAGAAAUGAGAGACAGAUCAAAUGUACCAACACCCUCGCAAAAAGAUGUCGACGAUUACAGAAGGCGAUCGAGAAUUCCUGUUCCUGUUGUUACGAACUACAGAUCAAGAUCAAGCGAUAUUCCAAAGCCUUCUCGAGAAGAUGUUUUAGCAGACUACUACAGAAGAUCUAAAAUACCUAUUCCAAUCAAUUCAAAGUUUAGGAAAAGAUUUCAAGUUCCAGUCUCUCAGCUAGAAAGAACGAAGAGCGGAACACAUUUUAAAACUCAAUCUCGAAGAGCUGCAAAUAGGCAUUCUUCACUCCUUCAAAAGAAGAAUAUUAUAGAUAGCAUAUUUUUUACUAUUCCUUUUGGGGCCCAGUUCCCGAUUUACUUUGCAUCCAAAUCUAAAAAAGGCGCCAGUAAGAAAAGUAACGUAGCAUCACCAGUGCAGCGGAGUCGAGCUCCGAACAGAUUACAGACGUGGCGUCUUCCUAUCAACUACCAAGUAAUGAAUAAUAAACGUUAUUUCACACCAUUCGUGGAAAAUCAAGCGAUAGCAAGACAGCAUAUAAUCCCCGCGGGGGCAUUAGCAUAUAACAGGGGAUAUAGCAGACCUCGAUCAUUUACAUAUCCGCGGUUGCUUAGCAACAGGAACCUAGUACCUUAUUCAAGUUAUAGAAAUCAAGCCAGUACAGUUCCAAGACAAUUGCAAACUUUUUUAAACAGAAGAGUACGAAGAGGUAUUGGUUUAAAAAGAUCCAAGUUAUCUAAAGGUUGGUAUCACUGUGAACAACAACAACAAAACAACAAGGACAACGACAACGACAAUGAAUGCAAAGACAUUAUUCAACAAGAACAAACACAAACAGCCGCAGCAGCAGCAGCAACGACAACAACAAAGCUAAAACAUACAGAAAUCAAAAGCCUUAACUAA